This is a messenger RNA of Stegastes partitus (bicolor damselfish), 2044 nucleotides long. RefSeq lists its product as uncharacterized. Gene Ontology annotation, cellular component: sperm flagellum; cytoplasm. The transcript is spliced from 10 exons. Gene Ontology annotation, molecular function: DNA-binding transcription factor activity, RNA polymerase II-specific; DNA binding. The annotation marks the transcript as partial. NCBI's taxonomy places the organism in Eukaryota, Metazoa, Chordata, Actinopteri, Pomacentridae. The record is from RefSeq and is a predicted model, not a curated record. Gene Ontology annotation, biological process: sperm axoneme assembly; regulation of DNA-templated transcription.
AUGGAGAAAUCCAAAAACUUUCGCAUCGACGCGCUGCUGGCGCACGACGCGGAGCAGCGGACGGACAGCGGCGGCGCGUCCCCCAGGCUCUACUACAGCAGGAGUCCCGACGGCAGUCCAGUGUCGACCCGCGGCUCGGAGACGCCCUCCCCUCAUCCCAACACCACCAACUCCUCUCCAGCCCCGCCGGGAGCCCUGUCCAAGUCCCAUCUGCUCAACCUGUCCCAGUCAGGCUUCAGUGCGCUGCAUCAAGUGGGGCUCAUCGGAAUGCACCCGGGCUCCGUGUAUCCUCUGGCGGCCCUCGGAGGCCACAACCCCGCCUUCAUGUAUCCCGGCUUCACGCAGCUGGUCCAGCCGUACCCGGAGCAGAUGAAGGGGGCCACCAUGGCCGGAGCACUGCCCCUGGAGCCCUGGAUCAGAGCCGGGGUGAUGAUGCCCAGACUGGGAGAGUAUGCUGUACCAGCUCAGGCGGGUUUGUUGGGGAAGUGUCGGAGGCCCAGGACAGCGUUCACCAGUCAGCAGCUGCUGGAACUGGAAAACCAGUUUAAGCUCAACAAGUACCUGUCCCGGCCCAAACGCUUCGAGGUGGCCACUUCUCUCAUGCUGACAGAGACGCAGGUGAAGAUCUGGUUCCAGAACAGACGUAUGAAGUGGAAGAGAAGUCGCAAAGCCAAGGAACAAGUAAGCCCAACCUCCCAGAGCGGCACAGAAAGAACUGGGCUGGACCUGCAGAGCAUCAAGCCUCACGGCGACUCUCACAGGUCGAGCCUGGAGGACGACGAGGAGGUAGAAGGGGAGGACGAGGACGAAAGCGAGGAGAUAGAGGUGCUGAGGGAAGGUUCCUUCGGUGGCGUCAGCUUCUCACGGCGUGCAGGAAGAGGAACAGGGAACUACAGCUCUUACUCGGAGGAGGAGAUAGAGGAGGCAGACCGAGGAGCACGGAUCAUGUUAGCUGAAGCUCAGGGUCCAGAAGCUCUGGUGUCAGGAGCUCCAUGGAAGUCCUCCACCGCUGGAAGGGAUCUCCAAGAUCCAGGGAUCCACCAGAGGCCACGUGGUAGGAAGCACCGACGGCAGGCAUCCAGCCAAAGAAGCUGCUUCUUGGGAUUGGAAACCAGGCCGGAGCUCAUCUGGGAGGACUGGGACCUGGGAGGAGAGUUCACCAAGACUUUAGUGUUAAAGAGCAUUCAUAACAAGCUGCAAAGGCUUCACAUGAGGUCGUACAAACUCACAAACACAGUCUCAAGCCGUGCAGAACCUCCAGCAUCCCAGUCCUUUUCUACGCUGAUACCUCCGAUGAUAGUUCUCAGCCCUGGGACUUCUUUCUCAGUACCAGUCACUUUUAGACCCGUCCAAAGGGGUGAGUGUGAGGACAGCAUUGAGUUUCAGAGUAAAGAGGGCAGCUUCCAAGUUAGCCUCCGUGCCAUCGUUCCCUGCCACGUCCUGGAGGUGCCCGACUCUGUGAUGCUCCCACUCUGUGCUGUUCAACACUCGUCACACUCUGAGUUCCUGCUAAAAAACGUCAGUAAACUCCAGACACGCUUCCAAUGGGAGUGUGCAGCACCGUUCCAGCUGAGCCCAGAGCAAGGCGUGCUGAAACCCGGACAGAAGUGUCACAUCACAGUGGUCUUCCGGCCACUAGAGGCGCUGGUGUACCAGCAGCAGGCUUACUGCUGGUUUGGAGAAAAAGGGGACAAGACUGAAAGCUGCUGCACUGUGCUUCUGCAGGCGUUAGCCAAAUACCCAUGUCUUCAGCUGAAAAACCUCAGUAACAAGAAGGAAGAAGAACACGGCGAUCCAGUGCUGCGGUUUGGUUCUGUGGUCGUUGGCCAGUGUUUGCGGAAACACUUUGACAUCUUCAACCCCUCUCCUGUAUCUGUGUCUUUUUCUCUGUCCCGACUGUCUGGUGGCGAACCCUUGUUUGGAUCAGAGUACAGCUGUGAUGUGACCAGGGGUUCGGUGGAACCCGGUGGAUCACUACGAGCUACAGUCACUUAUUCUCCUGCUGUGGUGAACACUGUCUCUGUUGAGUAUUUGUCUCUGAGAU